Molecule: messenger RNA, 2491 nt
Organism: Geodia barretti
Lineage: Eukaryota; Metazoa; Porifera; Demospongiae; Tetractinellida; Geodiidae
Source: the annotation of a GenBank genome assembly
UACUCUUGGAGCGAGCGUCACCAAUCCUGUGGCUUUCAAACCGGGCAACCGCUGGAGCAAAGAACAAGGGCCCUUGCCUUUUUCGAGGAGCAGUAGUCGACGAGAACAGAUUGGGAAACCACUAUCCAAACAGGAGAGAAAUGGACGCCUGUUCUCUGUGCUGUAACGAGAGCCAGUCGUGGGCCGUGGGGCCGUGCGAGCACGCUACGUGUCUAGUGUGCAGCGUGAGACUCAGGGUCCUGUGUGACCAAAGAGACUGCCCCGUCUGUAGGGAGAAACUCAACAAAGUGGUAGUCUCUGACUCUAUAAAGAGCUUCUCACUCCCCCCUCAUGGAUCCAAGGUGGACAGGAAGUACGGCUAUCAUUUCCACACCACUCAACUCUACGACCAGUACAAGUCACUCACGGCCUACUGCUGUAGCAAAUGCCGCGACAAGUCGACGUUCGGGAGUUUUGCACUACUCCGCGACCACAUGCGCAAGACCCACGGCCUCGUCUAUUGCGACAUUUGCUGCGAGAACCUCAAACUCUUUCCUUACGAGCUGCGACAGUACAGUAGACAGGAGCUGACUCGGCACCGCAGGGAAGGCGACCCAGAUGCCACCAGCUACAAGGGACACCCACUCUGCCAGUUCUGCGACUAUCGCUUCUUUGACAACGACGCGCUCCAUUCCCACCUGCGUAAAGUCCACUUCUGGUGCCACUUCUGCGAGAGCGACGGGAAACAAGACUACUAUGCCACGUAUCUGCUCCUACGAAAUCACUUCCGGGCGCAGCACUACCUGUGUGUCGAGGGAGCCUGCCAGCAGGAAAAGUUUACGUCUGUCUUCCGUACCAAGUUAGAUCUCCAGGUGCACAGAGCCAAGGCCCACAGUAGAGGAGUCACGAAGGCAGAGGCUAAACAGAUGCGGCAGCUGAACGUGGAGUUUUCAUAUGGCCGAGCCGAAGACCGAGGAGGAGGGGGCGGGGUUUAUGUGGCUGCGUCUGGUGGGAGGGGCCAGUGGCAGAAUGUCCCGCAGCGUGGUAGACAUAAUAAAACAAGGGAUAAAGACUAUGAGGAUAAGGCCAGUGGUGCUGCCCCUACCUCAGCCAGUAUCCAGUCUAAGCCCCAACAGCAGCAGAGGGACUCAAAGUCUCCACCAAACACUGGCAACUCGAGGAAACAGAGGACCCCUGAUGCUGGGGGCCAGUACAUGAGCGAGCAGCCCCCCAGAAUGAAACAGAGACAGCAACACCAGACCCCUCGUCUCCAACCAUCCACCACCACGAGUACUCCAAGUACUGAGACACUAUCUAAUACAACAGGCAACCCCAGUGACUCUAAAACCUCAACUGUAGCUUCUAAAACGGCCGCGACAAAGAAGACGGCUGCUGGUGCUUCUCAAGCUAAGAAACCACCAGGUUUUGAGAGCUCCCAGCCCACCAAGAGCCCUACAAUGAACACUGACAGUGCCAGCGAAUGGCCUGAUCUUCUUGCUCUCAAUAUAUCGCCACCAGAAGAUGAUUCAAAACAGGCUCCGACUCCAAAAAUACAGCCUCCGCGUGGCAGUUAUAAUCCCCUGGAGCCCUCAAAUUUCCCUCCCCUUAGCUUCUCCAUCGUCUCCACCGCUAACAAUAACUACGCCACCUCUGCACCACCAGCUCAGAGAAGCAGGGCAAGUUUAAGUGCUGCCGUUGCCUCGAAUAUACCUCCUGGAUUUGUCAGCCCCCAGUGGCAGUUGAUUCAACAAGACUCCAUCUAUAAAUCUCCGUCGUCUUCUAACCUCCCGGUCCAGGGAACCGCGGGCAGUGUAGGAUCAGGGGCCCUUCAACAGGGAGUCACUGAAGGCAGCGUUAUAAGUAUGGUGAGAGAAGCUCUCGGCAACGACCGCGAGAGGUUUAACUACUUUCGUAAUCUCUCCGGAUGGUACCGCAACUCGGAGAUCACCGUCCAAGAGUACGUCCUACGAUGCCGCGAGCUGUUUGGAGACUACCAGUGGAUGCUGAUAGGCCAAAAGUUGGCUCAGGUCAUGCCCAUCGAAUGCAAACGCAACGAGCUUCUUCUGAACGUCUAUGCAGGGAUGACGCAGUUGCAACAUCCCUCCGUUUCUCCGUCUGAGUACCACAACCAGUUACCGCCUUCAGCUCAACUGGUACUAAUGAACACUAGUUCGACUGCUACGCCGCCCCCUAUUCACGUCUCAAGGUCUGAACCGACUCUUUUGCAGACUAGCAGAGCUGCUAAAUGGGGCAUCAUAACAAACAGGGGCGUCCCCAAUUGGGAGAGUGAGUUGGAGUACCCCACUCUCCACCCCGGAGGAAGUUCUGCCGGACCUGGCCAUGGUUGGAUCAAAGCCAGGGUCCCCCCUGUCUGAUUAUAUCGUCAGUAUCACCUGACUGCUAAGAGCUUCAAGUUACUGUAGUGAGUAGUAUAGCAUUUUCUGACCUAAUAGUUUUAUAUUUGCUGCUUUUAAACAUGCAUUGCUGUAGAACUACCAGUGCUGGUGGUAUG